UUCAUUUCCCUGUUUCAGAGUCACUAUAAAUAUCAGUUACUUUUAUCAAAUUUGGAAUCAUGGGUUCAACUAUUACAGAAAGUCGGUUGGUCAAUGCAAAUAAAUAAUCAAUUACAAUAUAAAAGAAACAAAAGAAUGACAUACUGAUAAUGGCCAGAAUGUCCACAAGGAAAAGCGAAUCAUUAUUGUUUUACAAAUAUCUCUGCCAAAAAAUUGGAUCUGAGGAGGUCGUGAGAAUUAGGAGGUUGGUUUCCACUAUAAGAGAUAUUGAAGUAAAUGGAAAAAUCAUAACUAGUGGAAGUAAAGGCGAAGGACUCAAUUUAAACGGCAGUGAUUGUGAUAUAAUGAUUAUUGACCAAGACUUUAAAGUGUAUCAGUCAGAAACAAAAGUUAAAAGGAAAAGUUUUCCGAUUCCAUUAACUAUGAAUACCGAGGAGACACCGCCAUGUUUCACACAAUUAUUGCUUUUACAUCAAAAUAUAAAGAGAACUCAUCAUUUGUUGCAAAAAAAUGAUCGGGGAUAUAUGCUUUCAAGUGAACUGUAUAAACGGUUCAUUUUGAAAUCGGCAAACGCUAAAUUUCCUGCGCCGUUUUUCGGAAAAAUCCAUGGACCAUGUGUAUCAGAUAAACAUGAUACAUUUGAUCUUGCAUGGUGUUUAAAGUGUGACAAAUGGAUAUUUCAAGCAGAGCCAUGGAUUAGUAGACCACGUACAACAUGGCCUUCACCUGAAAUAAUUUCAAAAAUAGUAUCUAGUAGUGGGGUGUUAUUUGUUCCAAUUGGAUGCAAAGGGUCCAUAAAUGAACUUCUUGAAUGGCGAAUUUCUUUUUCUGAAGGAGAAAAAUUUCUUAUAUUUUCCUUCACCCAUACACAAUUAUUAUGUUAUGCUAUGUUAAAAAUCUUGCUGAAGGAAAUAAUAGAAAAACAUGAAGAUUUGAAAGGUUUGCUGUGUUCAUAUUUCUUAAAAACACUAAUGUUUUGGAUUUCAGAAGAAACAGACCAAAACGUAUGGAGACCUGAUAAUAUAAUACCUUGUUUUAUGGCAUGCCUUCAAAGACUGCUUUAUUGUGUACGAUAUUCAAUAUUGUCACAUUAUUUUAUUCCUGAAAAUAACUUGUUUAUUUUAAGAUUCAAUGUUACUAACAAAGACAAACUGAUAACCAUUCUUAUGAAUUCAUAUGAGCAAGGAAUCAAUUGUUUUGCAUCUUCUAUGACCCUACAAGAUUAUCAACGCCACUCUGAAGAAAUUCCUGAAUCUGAAAUAAGCAGAUACGUCGGGUCCUUAGAACAACCUAUACCUAUAUUUUAUGGUAUUAGUUGUUGUAGUGGAAGUGUUACAAAUUCGAGACUCUUGUAUUAUUUUCUACAUCAUUCCAGUACUGCUUUAUCUAGAGUUCUAUUCGCUUUACAAAUAUCAGAAGCAUCCUUACAAUUUCCAGAAGAAACACAAUACCCAAAAAGCUCAGGACACAAACACCUUUACUCUAAAUACAAACUUGAUCUGAAUCAUUUAAUUAUCGGUUUACAUUCGGAUACAUUAUAUGGAUCGUUGAAGUUGGCUUCUUUCUUCUAUGCUAACAAAAAUUACGUAGACGCAUUAACUGUGAUAAGGUAUGCAUUGACAAAAUGUACAAACGAGAACAUUGAUACUGGAAUUUUAGUUUUUAAAAAGACAUGUAAUCAUAGCCAAAUAAAUAUGUCGAUUUUGAGGAAAAAAGAAAAACUUCGUGCAAUGAUAACAUCAUUAAGAGGGCAUCCUUUUAGCUUUGGAGUGGGUUCUUCAAUAGUUCCACAAGAACUACGACCCGAUGUUACAAGCACGCCUACUUCUUUUCAUCCAUUACCAUUUGCACAUUUCCUUAACUUCCUAUGUUACUACCAUCUACAUGACAUUUCAUUAUGUAGACAGUCUUUACAACGACUUAGCCAUCUUCAACGGACCCUUUCAAAAUGUGGUACUAAUUUUGUUUGGCCUUAUUUCCUCAACACAAUUAUUCUUUGUGGCAUAGCUAACAAGUUAAUGGAAGACACAGACUCUGCUAGAACUGCUUUCCAAGAAGCUGCUAGACAUGAUAAGUAUAAUGUAAGCAGUGCAGCAUCAAGGCUGUCUAGUGUCAUCUAAAUCUAAUUAUAUCAAACAUUUCAUUUUACAUGUAACAUAGUACAGUUUUGACAUGAAAAAAGCAAUAGAUCUUGACCAAACGUGUUUUCCUGUUCUGACAAAUGUAAAUGAUACAAUAAAACUUUGGAAGCUAACAUUCAUACAUUAUAUUAAUAUACUUAAUCCCUUUAAUCACAGUCAUAUAGGAGCAAUUUGUUUUUAUAUUUGUUCGGGUGACUAACAUUUUAGAUAUUGACUUUCAUCAAUAAAAAAAUACUAGUAUA
Mytilus californianus (California mussel) is the source of this 2383-nucleotide messenger RNA. RefSeq lists its product as uncharacterized. The record is from RefSeq and is a predicted model, not a curated record. The transcript is spliced from 2 exons. The coding region runs from base 150 to 2120 and encodes 656 amino acids. NCBI's taxonomy places the organism in Eukaryota, Metazoa, Mollusca, Bivalvia, Mytilida, Mytilidae.